UAAUGGUUAUAGCUUGGGUUUCUGGCGCGUGUCACGCUUUUCAGCCCGAUGGGUGAUGACUGAUGACUGAUGACUGAUGGCAUAUGGUGGUGGUGGUGGGUUGUGGGUAUAACUGGAACCCGUCCGCAGUCGCAAUCGCGUGAGUUUCAUCAUCACUCACGUCGAAGCUACCACUUGCAACCACUCGCCAUCCAACAACAUCAUCGUUGUCAUCUACAACACCAAGAACCAUCAUCGAAACAACCCCCCAGAAACCAGCCAUCAUGCCUACCUACAUCGUCUCGUGCAAUGACGACGCCACGCCCGAGCAGGUCCAGUCUGCCAAGCAGCAUGCCAUCGACCAGGGCGGCAAGAUCGAGCACGAGUACACCCUGAUCAAGGGCUUCUCGGUCUCGUACCCCGAGGGUAGCGUCAACACGCUGGAGUCUCACGAGCACGUCAAGCUCGUCGAAGCCGAUCAGCCUGUCACCACCCAGUAGAGGAUGGCAGCACUGGGAAGAGCUGGGACCGCAUCAAGCUGGCCGGUCGAGGGACUGAGGUUGUGCAUAGAUUUCAAAGAGCCUAGUUACCUGCUACCCCCGUCGUCAUAUCUAUAGAGGAUAUCGGAUCUGAUUACACGUGCCACCGAAAGCCGUCUUGUAUCUUGCGUGUUCCUCGGCACCUCUGCGCCCAUCCCGCGACUGAUAGGAACCGGCCCGGUGACGUAGAGCCUACGAUAGCCUACAGUCGGC
This is a messenger RNA of Ilyonectria robusta, 731 nucleotides long. RefSeq lists its product as uncharacterized. The record is from RefSeq and is a predicted model, not a curated record. Gene Ontology annotation, molecular function: endopeptidase inhibitor activity. The transcript is spliced from 4 exons. Gene Ontology annotation, biological process: vacuole fusion, non-autophagic. Bases 264 to 479 code for a protein of 71 amino acids. NCBI's taxonomy places the organism in Eukaryota, Fungi, Ascomycota, Sordariomycetes, Hypocreales, Nectriaceae.